Molecule: messenger RNA, 528 nt
Organism: Helobdella robusta
Lineage: Eukaryota; Metazoa; Annelida; Clitellata; Rhynchobdellida; Glossiphoniidae
Exons: 2
Coding region: 1-528 (175 amino acids)
Biological process (GO): protein refolding; response to heat
Molecular function (GO): protein folding chaperone
Source: RefSeq, a predicted model, not a curated record
AUGACAGCUCAAUGCCUGGAUGACCAGGAUAACGCAGUGUACCGCAAGACAAUGAGGAGGCAGAUAGAUCUACCGGAAACAGCUGACACUACAAAUGUCGACUGCGUCAUGUCGGAAGAUGGAAUCCUGACCGUCUCAAUGCCGUUCCAUCUCCCAAAAACCGUUCAAUCACCGGUGCCGCCCAACCCUGCUCUCAUCCCCAUAGUUACCGAUGACGACAACAGGAGGUACAUCCGGUUGGAGAUUCCGAUCGGACCUGACUUCACCAUUGAUGACGUCAAGGUCAGCAGCGAAGGUCACUCAUUGGUGGUAAGGGCGUGGUACGAAGCCGAGAUAGGUCUGGAAGGGGCUCAAGUGACUCGCAGGGAGCUAAAAAAAGAAUUUCGCAUUCCGGAAAGCAUCCAGGUUGAAUCAAUCAGGUACGAUUUGACGGAGAGUGGAGUGCUACAGAUUGAAAUUUUGCUGGCGGAGUUAGAGGAACCGUACGUUUGUUACGUCGAGACGGAUGAUUUGAAUGCCUGCUUUUGA